Messenger RNA from Mus musculus (house mouse), 2443 nucleotides. RefSeq names its product small glutamine-rich tetratricopeptide repeat (TPR)-containing, alpha (gene Sgta). Bases 864 to 1505 code for a protein of 213 amino acids. The transcript has 12 exons. The record is from RefSeq and is a predicted model, not a curated record. Lineage: Eukaryota; Metazoa; Chordata; Mammalia; Rodentia; Muridae. Gene Ontology annotation, biological process: positive regulation of ERAD pathway; tail-anchored membrane protein insertion into ER membrane; negative regulation of ubiquitin-dependent protein catabolic process. Gene Ontology annotation, molecular function: BAT3 complex binding; identical protein binding. Gene Ontology annotation, cellular component: nucleus; nucleoplasm; membrane.
CGCCGCGGUGCGCAGGCGCAGCCGUCGGUGGGUCGGGUCUUCGGUCGACUGAGAGAUCCUGAGCAAGCAGUGUCACCUCACUAGUCUCGAGAUGGACAACAGGAAGCGCCUGGCCUAUGCCAUCAUCCAGUUCCUCCAUGGCCAGUUGCGGCACGGUGGGCUCUCGUGUGACGCCCAGGAGAGCCUAGAGGUUGCCAUCCAGUGUCUGGAGACAGCCUUCGGGGUGACGCUGGAGGACAGUGACCUUGCUCUCCCCCAGACCCUGCCAGAGAUAUUUGAAGCAGCCACUUCCAGCAAGGAGAUGCCACAGGACCCGCGGGCCCCUGACAGGACACCACCCUCUGAAGAGGACUCAGCUGAGGCAGAGCGCCUCAAAACGGAAGGCCACGUGUGGCUCCCAGAAGGCAGGUGGUCUUGGCAUUUAACCCAGGCUGACCCUCCCUGUCCAUGGCUCUGCAUGGGAUGUGUUUGGCUGGAAAACAAGCUUGUGUAAGCUGGAUUCUUGUUAUUGUCACCAGAUGCAGCAUUGGACCACCAUGGACCCUGCUCUGCCACUGUGCACCUGGCACACACAAAGCUGGCAUCUGUCCCCAAUACCACAUUCACCAGGCUUAUGUCACAUCUGUUGUCCCCACAUGGGAGAGGCAGGGAGGGUCAAGAGCUGGUUACAUCAUAAGUUGGAGGACAGCCUAGGAUUCAUGACCCCUCACCUGAAGAAAAAAAGUCCCAGUGUGACCUAAGGAUCAGAUCUUCCUUUGGGAAUCUUAGACCAGAGGAGAUAGGUGUUAUAUGGGCAGCAUGGGCCAGCCUGGGCUCCUCUGCCUCUCUCUCUCUCUCUCUCCCCCCCUGCAGGUAAUGAGCAGAUGAAGCUGGAGAACUUCGAGGCGGCUGUGCACCUCUACGGCAAGGCCAUUGAGCUCAACCCUGCCAAUGCUGUCUACUUCUGUAACAGAGCUGCGGCCUACAGCAAGCUGGGGAACUACGUGGGGGCCGUGCAGGACUGCGAGCGCGCCAUUGGCAUCGACCCUGGGUAUAGCAAGGCCUAUGGCCGCAUGGGCCUUGCACUAUCCAGCCUGAACAAGCAUGCAGAGGCUGUGGCAUACUACAAGAAGGCCCUGGAGCUGGACCCUGACAACGACACAUACAAGUCCAACCUCAAGAUUGCAGAGCUGAAGUUACGGGAGGCGCCAAGCCCUACGGGCGGCGUGGGCAGCUUAGACAUCGCUGGCCUGCUGAACAACCCACACUUCAUCACCAUGGCUUCGAGCUUAAUGAACAGCCCCCAGCUACAGCAGCUCAUGUCGGGCAUGAUCUCCGGAGGCCAUAACCCUCUGGGCACGCCAGGCAGCAGUCCGCAGCAGAGUGACCUGGCCAGCCUCAUCCAGGCGGGCCAACAGUUUGCACAGCAGAUGCAGCAGCAGAACCCAGAGUUUGUGGAGCAGAUCCGGAGCCAGGUGGUGCGCAGCCGGACACCCAGUGCCAGCCAUGAGGAGCAGCAAGAGUGACAACGGUGACCCGAGUGUCCCUUCGCUCCGCGGCCUCCUGGUGUUUUAGCAUUUUCUCCGUCGGGCAGCUCGAGAGAGAAACUGGACCUGCAUGUUAAGACGGACUCGUCCCCACCUUGUGUUUUCCUUCAUCCCUCCCCUUCGGUUUUGUACUCUUACUGGCCCCACACCUCCCUGGAGGAGUCUACAGAAGACGACACACCAGCACCAGUUCCUCCAGCCACCUAGGAGCUGCAGGGAGGGGUGGGGUGAGUGUGAGUCACUGAGUGACAGCCUGGGCCCUCAGGUCUCAGGCCCCACCCUGCCGGGUUCCUCCUAAAGGGACUUGAGUAGCUGACUCUCAUCCCCACUGCCAGCCCCAGCUGGGCACCAGCGUCCCACACCCUCGCCUGGUUGCAGGUCCCAGCAGGUGCCCCCGCCUGCCUUAUUCCAGUGGCCUGUGCCACAUAGGACUGAGGCCUGUGACUUCUGCCCAGCGUGUGGACCAUCCGUGUCUCUUUCCAGCUUCCCCUCCAUCUUUACAGCCAUCAGCCAAUCCUAACUUUGUGUCCAGUCCAGCACCAUCCUCAGCCUGGGCAGCAGACAUAGACAUUGACCCAUCUGUGUCAUCCUAUCCUUGAUCUCAUGGGAAUUCAAUGUCUGGGGUUGGCAGGGAGUUUCGGGGUAUCGGCCCUGAAGCAGCCACCAGAACCAUCUUUGUUGGGGUCAGUCUGAGUGAGGGUGUGGAUGUUCCCACACACAUUCUUGGCCCUAGGAGCAGGUGAUGAGAUCACAGGACAGCUGAACCCUUGGGGGGUCAUGAUGGCAUCAGGCUUUGGCAGAUAGUGUCAGAGCUGUGUGUGUGGUAGGUAGCCAGUAGGAAGAUGGGCCCCCGAGGGCAGCAGCGCCACCUUGGGCACAGAGUGCCUGGAGAAUAAAGACAGUGAUGACGCUCUGCC